Messenger RNA from Trichoderma breve, 468 nucleotides. RefSeq names its product translation initiation factor 1A / IF-1 domain-containing protein. Gene Ontology annotation, molecular function: translation initiation factor activity; RNA binding. The record is from RefSeq and is a predicted model, not a curated record. Bases 1 to 468 code for a protein of 155 amino acids. Gene Ontology annotation, cellular component: cytoplasm. NCBI's taxonomy places the organism in Eukaryota, Fungi, Ascomycota, Sordariomycetes, Hypocreales, Hypocreaceae. Gene Ontology annotation, biological process: translational initiation. The transcript is spliced from 3 exons.
AUGCCCAAGAACAAGGGAAAAGGCGGCAAGAACCGCAGAAGAGGAACCAAGGAGAACGAUGACCAGCGCCGAGAGCUGACCUUCAAGGAGGACGGCCAGGAGUAUGCCCAAGUCGUGAAGAUGCUGGGUAACGGCCGACUCGAGGCUAUGUGCUUUGACGGCAGCAAGCGUCUCGCCAACAUCCGUGGUAAGAUGCGCAAGAAGGUCUGGAUCAACCAGGGCGACAUCAUCCUCCUCUCCCUCCGAGACUUCCAGGACGGCAAGGGCGACGUCAUUCUCAAGUACACCUCCGACGAGGCCCGUAAUCUCAAGAACCUCGGCGAGCUUCCCGAGAACGCAAAGAUCAACGAGACCGACACCUACGGCCAGGACGGCGACGACAACGCCGGCUUCGAGUUCGGCGCUGACGAGUCCGAGUCCGAGGACGAGACCGACGACAAGAAGGAGCUCGACAUUGACGACAUUUGA